AUGGCUCAUUUCACGCUGUACGUCCUUAAGGGUCUCUGGGGCCCCAACCCCAUCAAGGUGGCUGCUCUCCUCGAGAGCCUGAACCUUGACUACGAUGUCAAGGCGCUGGAGUUUGGCUCUAGCGACAAGGCUACCGGUGUUAAGGGCGAGGACUACUUGGCCAUUUGUGUCAAUGGCCGUACCCCUACGCUGAUCGACCACAAGCGCAAUGACUUUACCGUGUGGGAGUCGGGUGCGAUCCUGGAGUACAUUCUUGACGUGUACGACACGGAGCACAAAUUCUCUGGUAAGACGCCCGAGGAGAAGGCCCUUAUUUCUCAGUGGCUCUUCUUCCAGGUCACUGGUCACAGUCCUGUUCAGGGCAACUUGUACUUCAGCAAUGUGUACUGGAAAAACGCCUAUCAAGAGGAAGUGCCUCCAACCGUCAUUAAGCGCUUCAGCACGGAGCUCGACCGCGUGUACAAGGUGUAUGAGAAGCAGCUGAGCGCUCAGUUUGCUAAGUAUGGUGAAGACAAGGCCUGGCUCGUGCUAGACCGUCCUACAGCCGCAGACUUUAGCGCCAUGGGCUGGCUCGGUCUUUUGCCGGAUAUUAAGGACAAGCUGGGCGUCAACACGGAGCAAUACCCCGUGCUGAUGAAGUAUGUGGAGAAGCUCCGUGCGCAGGAAGGUCUGGCGAAGGUGUUUGCCAAGCUUCAGCAUUAG
This is a messenger RNA of Malassezia pachydermatis, 702 nucleotides long. Its product is annotated as glutathione s-transferase family protein. The record is from RefSeq and is a predicted model, not a curated record. Lineage: Eukaryota; Fungi; Basidiomycota; Malasseziomycetes; Malasseziales; Malasseziaceae. Bases 1 to 702 code for a protein of 233 amino acids. The transcript has a single exon.